Molecule: messenger RNA, 768 nt
Organism: Paracoccidioides lutzii Pb01
Exons: 4
Coding region: 1-768 (255 amino acids)
Biological process (GO): proteasome regulatory particle assembly
Cellular component (GO): cytoplasm; nucleus
Molecular function (GO): protein binding
Source: RefSeq, a predicted model, not a curated record
AUGGGCAUUCUAAUGAACAACAUACACGCACCCACAGUGGCCUCAGGGCCAACCUCCGCGCGAGGAUUCGUAAAUAGCCGCGAUCUGUCGUCUCUAUCCCUGAACGAGCUCUAUGAAGAGAAGAGAUUGAUAGAAAAUGAACUCAAGGCGCUGAGCAAUGUGCUUGACUCUCAUGGGGUAACUAUGUCGACGAGCUUGACUACAUUCGAUGGAUACCCCAGGGACGAUCUGGAUAUUGCGCAGAUCCGCACGACGCGAGCUCGAAUAAUCCACCUUCAGAACGAUUACAAAGAUAUCAUGAUCAAGGUGGAGCAAUGCGUCCACAGCCGCUUCGCCCAGCUUCAACAACUACAACAACAACAACAAAAUGCGAACUCUCCCCCGUCGUCAGCGUCAGGGACGACGACUUCGGCCCCAGAUACUCAAUCAACCACAUCACCGGCCGUGGAAGAGUCACCCAGCUCUCAAUCCGCGGUGAGAGAGAUACCAUUUGCCAAGAUUAACAGUGUGAUGGAGGGAAGCCCGGCGGAGCAGGCGGGUAUGAAAGUUGGUGACUUAGUUCGCAGUUUUGGACACAUUAACUGGAUGAACCAUGAGAACCUUACCAAGGUGGCGGAGAUAGUGCGGACGCAUGAUGAGAAAAAUCUCCUAGUUAAGUUGGUUCGAAAAAAUGAAUCUGGCAUUGAGACAGAUAUCACUGUAACGCUGGUGCCUCGGCUAGGCUGGGGGGGUCGAGGCUACAUGGGAUGCCAUCUCAUGUUAGCAUGA